Messenger RNA from Salvia hispanica, 1462 nucleotides. The record is from RefSeq and is a predicted model, not a curated record. Lineage: Eukaryota; Viridiplantae; Streptophyta; Magnoliopsida; Lamiales; Lamiaceae.
AUGCACAAAAACUCGUCCCUGCCGAUGGCACGGACAGUCCCUCCCAGCGCUGCAAUGCAUUCCGCCGAUGGCGCGGCGCCUCGGGAGGCGCGGCACCUCCCCAACCACCCAUUGCAGAUGAUAUUUUUCUACUUUGAUUUUAAGAAGGACCGAUUAGGUUUCGUUUCGUUUGAGAGGGGGAUCAAUCAAUCUUCAGAUGAUGGGUAAAUCCAAAGAUGAUCAAAAGCUCAAGAGCUCGUCUUCUUCUCCGCCAGAUGAAUCGAUGAGCAAAAGUCGUAGAUCUCAUAGCUCUUCCGAGCACCGUUCUCGUAAAGUAGGGUUCGACAAUUUUGUUGGCCAAAAUGGGCAGGAUCCGGCUAGACCGGAGAGUUGGCCCGUGGAGACGGAUAAUACCCCAUCUUAUCAGUUGACAGGAUCAAACUAUAUUUUUGAAGAUUACAAAAUUUCAGAUUUCGAAAUCUCAGAUGACGAAAUGUACACAACCGAGGAGACGAAAUUGUUGGCACACGUCUACAUCGACGUCUCAAAAGACCAAAGGGCUAAUUUCUGGUGGGACGUCGCCACAAACUACAACGAGUUCAUCCCGGUGGGGGCACAUUACCGUGAUGACGAUCAGCUGCGCGAACACUGGGCCCGAAUGCAGAAGGAUGUCUCCAAAUUCAUUGACAUCUUUACCAAUUGUCAGAAGAUGCAGGGUACCGGUCAUAGUUUGGAUGAUAUUCGCCAACAGGCUUAGGAUGCUUUCUUCAGCGACGAAGGAAGGAUGUUCGAGUAUGAGGAUGUCUGGGCGAUUAUGCGAAGCAAUCCCAAGAUUUUCAGCGGUUUUGAGACUUCUAGUGGCCCGAAGAGAGCCAGAGUCUCCACCUCCAAACAGGACGCUACGAGUGGUGCUAGCAUUGCACCUGCCGCACAAGACCCUCAACUCGAAGAGUACUCUGCCAGAAUGGAAAAGAUGGGUGGAAUCGAAUCCUCCUCGGGCUCCACCUCCAAACAAUUGAGAUCGCAAGCCAAACCCGACAAGGAUGAGGUCGCAAGCCAGCUUGCUGGAGCUCAUUGGAAAGGUUCCGACACCAGUGCGAGUGGGUCCAGAACCGGUUUGCGACGUCGUCCACCUGGGAGGAAGACGAUGAAAGCUAGCCGCAGACGAAGACAGACCCAAGCCCAAGCGGCCUCCCAAGCCCCACCUCCUCCUCCACCUCCAGAUCCGAAUGAUUUAUUCGGACUUUUGAACCAGCUACUCCAACGGGAUACUAGCCGAAUGACUCCAGAACAACUAGAUACGCAUUUCUGUAUGAUUAAAGGCCUCCGACGUCUAUUGGGCAAACCGGUCCAGCCGCCGCAGCCGUAGUAGUAGUUUUCAAUUUUUAAGAUCUGAAUAUGUACUGUAUCUUUUAAUAUUUAGAAUAUGCAAUUUUUAAUUUUAGAAUUUUAAUUAUGUAAGGUUUAAUUUUUAGGAAUUCGU